Molecule: messenger RNA, 2715 nt
Organism: Phalaenopsis equestris
Lineage: Eukaryota; Viridiplantae; Streptophyta; Magnoliopsida; Asparagales; Orchidaceae
Product: acyl-CoA-binding domain-containing protein 5
Exons: 17
Coding region: 234-2390 (718 amino acids)
Molecular function (GO): protein binding
Source: RefSeq, a predicted model, not a curated record
GGGAAGGCCACACAUUUGUGCAGUCUCCACAGAUGGGACAGCCUGGUAGAAGUACAAUGUACAGGAGCUGCUCGCUGCUGAAGCCAAAAAUGAAGAUAAGAGGGAGAAAGAGGGAGAAAGAGGGAGAAAGAGGCAAGAGGUAGUAGGGUUUCUCCGGCUUCGCAUGUGGUCGCCGGGUGACGCUUAGCUCCGGCAGCAUCUCGCUUCAAGGCGGCGAUACUACUCGAGGCCCAAUGCCGAAGAUUUUCGGCUUCUCUCGCCGUCGAACGAAGCUCGGGAGGCUAAAAGUGGUGGAUCCUUCUCAGGGGACCCUGAGCCCCGUCUGCCCCACGAAAAGCUCUUCGCAGAUCAAUGAAGACGCUGUGGUUGGAGCGUCAGCUAGUGGCCGGUCGGAGGAGCAUUACUGCGACUGCUCUAUGGCUGGAUUGGGCAUCAGUAAGUGUGGCUUGGAAUGUUCUGAGAACUGGACGGUGUUGCCAACAACAGGGGACAAACCAGCUCCUAGAUUUCAACAUGCAGCGGCGGUCGUUGGGAGUAAAAUGGUGGUGGUUGGUGGGGAUUCUGGCAAUGGGAUGUUGGAUGAUACGAUGAUACUUAGUUUGGACAAACUUUCCUGGGGUUCUGCUUCCAAGAUCUACCGUUCGCCUAAUGGGUCGAAAAUUCCUGCAUGUAAAGAUCAUUGUUUGGUCUCUUGGGGAAAGUUAGUACUUCUGGUUGGAGGCAAAACUGACCCUAAAAGUGAUGGAAUAGUUGUAUGGUCCUUUGAUCUAGAUGCCGAAUGCUGGUCUCAUGUGGAAGUGAAGGGUGAUGUUCCGGCUGCUCGUAGUGGUCAUACAGUCAUCAGAGCAGGCUCAAUCCUGAUUCUUUUUGGGGGACAAGAUAUUAAAGGAAGAAAACUUAAUGAUCUACACAUGUUUGAUUUGAAAUCUUCAACAUGGCUUCCAUUGCAUUACACAGGAACUAGGCCAUCUCCAAGAUCAAACCAUGUUGCUGCUCUCUAUGAUGAUAGAUUUCUUUUUGUGUUUGGAGGGCAAUCAAAGUCAAGGAUUCUGAAUGAUCUCUAUUCUCUUGACUUUGAAACAAUGGUAUGGUCAAAAAUAAAGAUCAAGGGUUACCAUCCAUCUCCUAGGGCUGGUUGCGGUGGCAUCCUUUGUGGAAAUAGAUGGUAUAUUGUAGGUGGUGGAAGCAAGAAAAAACGGUAUGCUGAAACCUUAGUCUUUGACGUUUCAAAACUCGAGUGGUCUGUUUCUGUUACAUCGUCUAAUGACUCAAUAGCUAUUAGUAAAGGAUUUAGUUUGGUCUCUGUGCAUUACAACGACAAGCUAUUUCUAGUUGCUUUUGGAGGAAACAGAAAAGAGCCCUCAAAUCAGGCUGAAGUAUUGGUAACGGUAAAAAAUGAACAUUCUAUGAGCUGGAGAUCCGCACCUGGCUUAGAUGUUUUACCCUACGAGGACAGCCUUGGGGAUCCCAAAGAUCUUGCUGCUCGCGUCAGCUAUGGUCGAACAAGUUUGGUUGGGAGAUUUGGCGUCGCUUCGGCAGUGGAGCAUCAUGCUUCGGGUAGGAAAUCACUGUCUGAUUCGUCUAUUGAUCCAAAUGCUAGUUCUGGCACUAUUUCGCUUCGCAGGCAAUUUCAUAAUGAAGAAGAGUACAAUGCAAACCACAAGGUGCGUAAAACUACUGAAGAGGAGAAGCAGAAGAUGGGCAGCAGUGGCUCGGAACGGUAUAAUCUAAGCACACAGGUGAUCGACUUUGCGCACAAGCCACAAGAAACUACAGUCAAGGUUGAUAUAGCAGGGAUCCUAAGUUCCUCCGAAGAGAAUGCGGUCACAUUCAAUAUCGAUAAUUCCCAUUCUCGUCACAAGCCGCCGGACUCUUUCCACUCAUCAAGUAGCGACCCCAUUGCGCCGAUCGAAGCUCUCUCAAACUCCACAAACAUCUACCAACCCUACGAAACAAAGAUCGCGAACCUGGCUAAGUCAAACAGCCUGCUCAAAGCACAACUUUCUGCUGCAUUGACAAACCAAGAUGCCAUCGAGAAGAACCUGUCCUCGGUCACAAAAUCGAAGCAGGAGAUGGAGAAAAAGCUCAACGAUGCGAUGAAGGAAGUCGAAAUGUUGAAAGAGAAAUUGGCGAAUUUGGAACUAGUUCAAGAAGAGGCAAAUAGUGUCUCCAAUAUGGUUCAUUCUGAUAAUGUGAGGCUUGAGCAUGAUGUUGCUUUUCUCAAAGCAGUUUUAGAUGACACCCAAAAGGAGCUACAUUCUACUCGGGGCGUACUUGCUGGAGAAAGAGCAAGAGCCUUUCAGCUUCAGGUGGAAGUCUUUCACCUGAAGCAAAGAUUGCAUUCUUUUGAGAACAGGGCGCCUACGCCUAGAAAACCUUUCCACUUGUAGUAGUAGAUAUUGCAGAGCAGCUAUGAUUUCUUUCUGGGUUCUGCUUUGUUCCUUUCUGACUAAUUAUUUUGUAUAUAGUUUGCACCGAUACAACAAGUCUUGUAAUUUUAAUUUUAAAUCAGUGAGACGUGUAUGAUUUCAUCUACACUCUUGUUUUGUAGGCAGCCUUAUUUUUUCAAUUUGUGGAAGAUUUAUGCAGAAAUGUCUUUUGGGGCACAAGUAAAGUUGCGUGCGCAAGACAUAAGUAAAGCUGCAUGAGUCUGUGACCUACAAAUAGGUUAAGGGGUGCAUUUGCAUGCCAACUGAUUCCUAUGUAUUUACAUAU